Messenger RNA from Chilo suppressalis (striped riceborer), 1634 nucleotides. Lineage: Eukaryota; Metazoa; Arthropoda; Insecta; Lepidoptera; Crambidae. The record is from the annotation of a GenBank genome assembly.
CAAAACAUAUUUGACGUGGUUGUGAAGGCGUUAACAACUUGUACCUACCUUGAAAUUAUUUACUUUUAAUAGUUUUAUAAAAAACAACUAAGAAGACACAUCAUGUCCGUAGCAGUAAAAGGCAUCUUCAUAGUGGGUGCCAAGCGCACACCAUUCGGUACUUUCGGGGGUGUAUUCCGCAAUACUUCAGCAACUGAGUUGCAGACUCUGGCCAUCACGGCCGCCCUGAAGGAUGCAGGGGUUACGCCCGACAAGGUGGACUCUGUAAUAGUUGGGCAAGUUAUGGCGGCAUCUCAAACAGAUGGCACCCUCACGCCGCGACACGCCGCGUUGAAGGCAGGCAUCCCUCAGGAGAAGCCGGUGCUGGGCGUCAACAGACUAUGCGGUUCUGGCUUCCAGUCCGUCGUCAACAGUGCUCAGGACAUUUUGACUGGAGUCGCUAAAAUAUCAGUAGCGGGCGGUGUAGAGAAUAUGUCCCAGGCUCCUUUCGCUGUCAGAGGUGUAAGAUUUGGCACAGCUCUCGGGCAAAACUACGCUUUCGAAGACACCCUAUGGUCCGGCCUUUCGGAUUCUUACUGUGGCCUACCUAUGGGCAUGACUGCUGAGAAACUUGGAGCUCAGUUCAAUAUCACCAGGGACGAAGUGGACAACUUUGCGUUUAGGUCGCAGCAGAGGUGGAAAGCUGGCAAUGACGCGGGCGUGUUUAAGGCAGAGAUCGACCCCGUGACCCUGACCAUCAAGAAGAAGCAGGUGGUGGUGUCCGUUGACGAGCAUCCUCGCCCGCAGACCACUCUAGAAGGUCUCAAGAAGCUACCCCCCGUCUUCAAGAAGGAGGGACUUGUCACAGCCGGUACCGCUUCGGGCAUUAGCGACGGUGCAGGUGCUCUAGUAUUAGCCAGUGAGGAGGCAGCUAAAGGUCUCAAACCACUCGCUAGACUAGUGGGAUGGUCGUUCGUGGGUGUAGAUCCUAGUAUCAUGGGCAUUGGACCGGUGCCCGCCAUAGAAAACCUGCUGAAAGCCACUAAACUGACCCUUAAUGAUAUCGACUUGAUCGAGAUCAACGAAGCUUUCGCAGCCCAAACGCUGUCCUGCGCGAAGGCUUUAAAGUUGGACAUGGAGAAGUUGAACGUAAACGGUGGGGCCACCGCCUUGGGGCAUCCCCUGGGAGCUUCCGGGUCUAGGAUCACGGCUCACUUGGUGCAUGAACUUAGACGUCGUGGCUUGAAGAGGGGCAUUGGGUCCGCGUGCAUUGGUGGCGGACAGGGCAUCGCCGUUUUAGUCGAAACUGUCUAAAAUCGCUAUAUAAAUAAGUAUAAAAAAAUAACUUAAUACACUAUGUACACAUCUCAAAAAUAAAUCAAACCUCAAAAUGAUCAGGGCGUCUACUCUCUUUCUCCGAAACGGGCUUUCGAUAACGAAGUUGAAACGAAAUUUAAUUUCGCCAAUUUAAGGUAAUUUGAACGAUAAACUAUCAAAUUGAAGCUUCCUUCGAGUAGCCUUAGAAAAUCUACACCUCAAUCUAUAUUCCGACGACGAAUAUUAUUAUAAUUAAAAAUGAACCAGAAACAUAGUAAGAAGAGUGCGAAGUUUUGAUCGAAAUUUCGUUUUUCGUUGAAUUAGAGUAGGCCUCCAGG